Molecule: messenger RNA, 3970 nt
Organism: Suncus etruscus (white-toothed pygmy shrew)
Lineage: Eukaryota; Metazoa; Chordata; Mammalia; Eulipotyphla; Soricidae
Gene: TAF2
Product: TATA-box binding protein associated factor 2
Exons: 26
Coding region: 28-3627 (1199 amino acids)
Biological process (GO): transcription initiation at RNA polymerase II promoter
Cellular component (GO): transcription factor TFIID complex
Molecular function (GO): chromatin binding; transcription cis-regulatory region binding; RNA polymerase II general transcription initiation factor activity
Source: RefSeq, a predicted model, not a curated record
CGCUCCGCUGUGCCGCCGCCUCGCUUGAUGCCGCCCGCGGGGCUCGAGCCCGCCAGGAUGAACAGGAAGAAGGGGGACAAGGGCUUCGAGAGCCCCCGGCCCUAUAAAUUAACUCACCAGGUCGUUUGUAUCAAUAACAUCAACUUCCAGAGGAAAUCUGUGGUGGGCUUUGUGGAAUUGACUAUAUUUCCUACAGUUGCAAACUUGAACAGAAUCAAGUUGAACAGCAAGCAGUGUAGAAUAUACCGAGUUAGGAUCAACGAUUUAGAAGCUGCUUUUAUUUACAAUGAUCCAACCUUGGAAGUUUGUCACAAUGAAUCAAAACAGAGAAAUCUCAAUUAUUUUUCCAAUGCUUAUGCAGCUGCGGUUAGUGCUGUGGAUCCUGAUGCAGGAAAUGGAGAACUUUGUAUUAAGGUUCCAUCAGAAUUAUGGAAACAUGUUGAUGAAUUAAAGGUUCUAAAGAUACACAUCAAUUUUUCUUUGGAUCAGCCCAAAGGAGGUCUGCAUUUUGUGGUACCCAGUGUAGAGGGAAGUAUGGCGGAGAGAGGUGCUCAUGUUUUCUCCUGUGGAUAUCAAAAUUCUACAAGAUUUUGGUUCCCAUGUGUUGACUCGUAUUCUGAAUUGUGCACUUGGAAAUUAGAAUUUACAGUAGAUGCUGCAAUGGUGGCCAUUUCCAAUGGAGACUUGGUGGAGACAGUGUAUACCCAUGAUAUGAGAAAGAAGACCUUCCAUUACAUGUUGACCAUUCCAACUGCAGCUUCUAAUAUCUCCUUGGCCAUUGGACCUUUUGAAAUACUUGUAGAUCCAUACAUGCAUGAAGUUACUCAUUUUUGUUUACCCCAACUUCUUCCAUUGCUUAAACAUACUACAUCAUAUCUUCAUGAGGUGUUUGAAUUCUAUGAAGAAAUUCUUACAUGUCGAUAUCCAUAUUCUUGUUUUAAGACUGUAUUCAUUGAUGAAGCUUAUGUUGAAGUGGCUGCUUAUGCAUCCAUGAGUAUUUUUAGCACAAAUCUGUUACACAGUGCCAUGAUCAUAGAUGAGACUCCUUUGACUAGGAGGUGCUUAGCACAGUCGUUGGCCCAGCAGUUUUUUGGAUGUUUUAUAUCCAGAAUGUCUUGGUCUGAUGAAUGGGUACUAAAGGGAAUUUCUGGCUAUAUUUAUGGACUUUGGAUGAAAAAAACUUUCGGUGUUAAUGAAUACCGCCAUUGGAUCAAAGAGGAGCUAGACAAAAUAGUGGCGUAUGAACUAAAAACUGGUGGAGUUUUACUACAUCCUAUAUUUGGAGGGGGAAAAGAGAAAGAUAAUCCGGCAUCCCACCUGCAUUUCUCAAUAAAGCAUCCACAUACGCUCUCCUGGGAAUACUAUACUAUGUUUCAGUGUAAAGCUCAUCUAGUGAUGAGGUUGAUUGAGAAUAGAAUCAGUAUGGAAUUUAUGCUGCAGGUUUUUAAUAAAUUGCUAAGUUUGGCUAGUACUGCGUCAUCUCAGAAGUUCCAGUCGCAUAUGUGGAGUCAGAUGUUGGUUUCCACAUCUGGAUUUUUGAAGUCUAUCUCAAAUGUCUCUGGCAAAGACAUCCAGCCUUUAAUAAAGCAAUGGGUAGAUCAGAGUGGAGUAGUAAAGUUCUAUGGAAGUUUUGCAUUUAAUAGAAAACGAAAUGUCUUGGAAUUAGAAAUAAAACAAGAUUAUACAUCUCCUGGAACUCAGAAAUAUGUGGGACCACUUAAAGUGACAGUGCAGGAGUUAGAUGGAUCCUUCAAUCAUACAUUGCAAAUUGAAGAAAACAGCCUUAAACAUGAUAUUCCGUGCCAUUCUAAAAGCAGGAGAAAUAAGAAGAAAAAAAUUCCAUUGAUGAAUGGAGAAGAAGUUGACAUGGAUCUCUCUGCAAUGGAUGCCGACUCUCCUUUGCUGUGGAUAAGGAUUGAUCCCGAUAUGUCUGUCCUGAGGAAGGUAGAGUUUGAACAGGCUGAUUUCAUGUGGCAAUACCAGCUCCGCUAUGAGAGGGAUGUUGUUGCACAGCAGGAAUCCAUUUUGGCUCUGGAAAAGUUUCCUACUCCUGCAUCUCGUCUUGCCCUCACCGACAUAUUAGAACAAGAACAGUGUUUCUACCGAGUACGAAUGUUGGCCUGCUUUUGCCUCGCAAAGAUUGCAAAUUCAAUGGUGAGCACAUGGACUGGACCACCAGCCAUGAAGUCACUCUUCACUAGAAUGUUCUGUUGUAAGACUUGUCCAAAUAUCGUGAAAACAAACAACUUCAUGAGUUUUCAAAGUUAUUUCCUACAGAAGACUAUGCCAGUUGCAAUGGCCUUAUUGAGAGACGUUCACAAUCUUUGUCCCAAAGAAGUCUUAACAUUUAUUUUAGACUUAAUCAAGUACAAUGACAACAGAAAAAAUAAGUUUUCAGAUAACUAUUAUCGUGCCGAAAUGAUUGAUGCCCUUGCCAAUUCUGUUACGCCUGCAGUCAGUGUGAAUAAUGAAGUUCGAACUUUGGAUAACUUAAAUCCGGAUGUGCGACUCAUACUUGAGGAAAUCACCAGGUUUUUGAAUAUGGAGAAACUUCUUCCAAGUUAUAGACAUACCAUCACUGUUAGUUGUCUGAGAGCAAUACGAGUGCUGCAGAAGAAUGGACAUGUGCCAAGUGAUCCAGCUCUUUUCAAGUCUUACGCAGAAUAUGGCCACUUUGUAGACAUUCGGAUAGCGGCUUUGGAAGCUGUGGUUGAUUAUACUAAAGUGGACAGGAGUUAUGAAGAACUACAAUGGCUACUUACUAUGAUUCAGAAUGACCCUGUACCCUAUGUAAGGCAUAAAAUUCUGACCAUGCUGACCAAGAACCCACCAUUUAUCAAGAACAUGGAGUCUCCCUUAUGCAAUGAGGCCCUUGUUGAUCAGCUUUGGAAACUAAUGAAUUCUGGUACCUCGCAUGACUGGAGAUUACGCUGUGGUGCUGUGGACCUGUACUUCACCCUUUUUGGCCUCAGUAGACCAUCAUGCCUACCCUUACCAGAACUUGGGUUGGUUCUUAACCUAAAAGAGAAAAAAGCUGUUUUGAAUCCUACUAUAAUUCCAGAGGCCAUAGCAGACAGUCAAGAAGUUGUGAUUAAUCCAAGUAUUCACGCACAGCUCAUUGGAUUUCAGAACCCUUUUUCUAAUUCUCAAGAUGAGGAGGAGAUUGAUAUGGAUACUGUUCAUGAUAGUCAGGCCUUUAUUUCCCAUCACUUGAAUAUGCUUGAAAGACCAUCAACUCCAGGGCUCUCUAAAUUUCGGCCAGCUGUCUCUAGAUCUUCUCUGAUGCCUCAGCACUCAUCAGGAAGCGAGGGCCCACCUGCCACGAAACCCCCAUGGAAUCUGGAACUUAGCCGGAAAGGAACAGGUAAGGAGCCAACACCUAUGGAAUUGAGUGCACAUCCCACAGCAGCAGCUCCACUCUCCAUGUUCACUAAGGAAUCGGCAUCCUCAAAACACAGUGACCACCAUCACCACCACCACCAUGAGCACAAGAAGAAGAAGAAGAAGCACAAACAUAAGCACAAGCAUAAGCACAAGCAUGACAGUAAAGAGAAAGACAAGGAGCCUUUCACUUUCUCCAGCCCUGCCAGUGGCAGGUCUAUCCGUUCCCCUUCUCUCUCUGACUGAGGAGUCCAGCAGGCCUUUUCCACAGUCAGUGUCCAGAAGAAUAUAUUCAAAGAAAAACUUUGUUCUCUAGGACGAAGAAUGAACGGGGGGAAAGAGUUGCCACAUAGAUAUUCAGUUAGUUACCUUUAUGUUCUAAGCAUUGGUUUACGUUCUUUUUAUACCAUUGCACUCUAAUUUAAAUGUGUGUUUUGUAGUUCUGAAUAAGCCAUUUUAUCCAGUUUCCUCUUGAAAACACCAAGCAGAUUUCAUAAAGGUCCUUAGAUAUCCUCUGGCAGUCCCCAUUCAAUUCACAUCAUGGUCUGUGUGUUCUGCCAAAGUCAAUUAUGUUUUAAAGACUUUGGUA